Molecule: messenger RNA, 3383 nt
Organism: Sesamum indicum (sesame)
Lineage: Eukaryota; Viridiplantae; Streptophyta; Magnoliopsida; Lamiales; Pedaliaceae
Source: RefSeq, a predicted model, not a curated record
UUUCCUACUAUAAAUUUGUGAAAGCAAUGAGUAGGGUCGAAUCCCCAAAAAUUGGGUUCAAAUAAUUUCUUUUAAAAAGUAGAAGUGGAAAGAGGAUUGAUUAAAAUUCUAGAUCUAAAAUUAAAGAGACAAAAAUAAUUUUUCAAAGAGGAGUAAAUAUGAGAGAAAUAUUCCAGUUAAAGACAUGAUCAUGCUUAAUUACACGGCCGAUCAUAGAUGCAAGGAUGACAAUCAUUCAUGAUAGAUAAGUUGGUUAUGAUUAUUGGUAUGACCUAACAACCUUACAUUUCCUUACCUUAUCGAUAGUCAAAGAACAUCCUUUGACUAAAUUCCUAAUCAACAAACAAAUUUGGGAACAUUCUCAAAAUAAUUUUGAAACUAUUUUUUAUUUUAAUUUUUUAAUAUUCAAAUUUAAAAGAAGAAAGAAGGGUAAGAAAGGUGUAUUGUUUUAUAAUAUUCAAAUUUAAAAAUUAAUUUUGUCAUCAUAUAUAGUUAUUAUUAUUUGCAAGUGGUGUGUAAUGAUUGACAGGCUGUUGACCAAGUAAAUAUUGAGCUACAUAUUAAUGUGUGUGGGUUUAUAUAUAUAUAUAUAUAUAUAUAGUUCUUGAGCAUACAAAUUCUGACUGUUGCACACUAAUUUUCUUCUUGUGAGGAGAGAAAUCAGACUACAUGGCUUACAACCUUGAAUCCCUCGUGAAAAUCCUAGAGCAGAUCCUGCACCAUGAUCAUUCCCAAAGUUGGAUUCUUGAUCCUAACAAGAGACCACAAAUCGCAUCCCUCUUACAAAAGGUCUGUUUCUUGAAAGACUUGGUCGAGAAUUCUUCUUCAGCAGUCACUAGUUGUCGGAAACAAAGAUUAGAGAGUCGAAUUAGAGAUGCUGCACAGGGUGCAGAAGAUAUUCUUGAAUCCAAGCUCACGGAGCUAUUUCUUUCAAUUCGGGAAGGUGAGAGCUUCAUUUUCUCGCCUCCGGAUUUGGAGAAAGUAAUUGAAGAAGUUGAUACUAUAAAGAAAGAGAUGAUGACAAUGAUGGACGGCAAUCACAAGGCAGAUACUUCAUCAGCAGCUCUCUCAUCAUCAAGGCAGGAUCCAAAUCCAAACAACAUCAUUGUGGGAGUUGCUCAAGACUUGAUUCAAUUGAAGGAUCGGCUCUUUGGGCAACCAUCCAAAGCUCUCCAGGUCAUCGCCAUUGUUGGCAUGGGAGGCAUUGGUAAGACUGCUUUGGCGCGGAAUCUUUAUGAUGAUCCAUCUGUUAUUUCCCACUUUGAUGCUUGUGCAUGGGCUACAAUUUCACAAGACUAUAGCAUGGAAAAACUACAAGAAAUUCUUCUAGGCCUCCUCGAUUGUUUGAUUGGAAAACCAGAAGAUGAAAUGCUUGAAGAGACAAAUGAUGAAUUAGCUUUGCGUUUGCAUCAAGCAUUGAUAGGUCGAAGAUAUCUUAUCAUUUUAGAUGAUAUGUGGGACGUUAAGCUGUGGGAUGAUAUAAGAAGGUUCUUUCCGGAUCAAAGCAAUGGAAGCCGGAUCAUUGUCACCACUAGGGAAUUGGGUGUGGCUGAUUACACCGGCACAGAGAGCUUGCAUCACCAAAUGAAUCUUCUUAAAGAUGAUGAAAGCUGGAAUCUCCUUCGUCAAAAGGUGUUUGCAUCAGAAGAAACUUGUCCCCCUGAAUUGGAAAAGGUUGGGAAAAAAAUUGCAAAAGACUGCAGAGGACUUCCUCUGGCAAUCCAUGUGAUUGGUGGAAUUCUAUCUCAGGCAAAGACAAGCCAAGAUUUCUGGGAUCAAGUUUCAGAUAAUGUAAGCUCAACUGUAGCUGACAAGGGUGAACAAUUCUCCAAUAUAUUAUCUUUGAGUUACAAUUAUUUGCCAGACCAUCUUAGGCCAUGUUUUCUCUACAUGGGCGCUUUUCCAGAAGAUUAUGAGAUUCGUACCUCCAGACUCAUCAAAUUAUGGGCGGCAGAGGGAUUUGUGAGACCAAUUCCAAAUAAAAGCUUGGAAGAGGCUGCGAAGAUGCACCUAAAGGCUCUCGUUGACAGAAAUCUUCUUUUUGUCCGCCGGCAAGAGACUAAAGAGAAUGUGAAAAGCUACAGCAUACAUGAUCUCUUGAGGGAUCUAUGUGUGAGGAAAGCUCAUCAAGAGAAGUUUCUUGUCGUUCAUGGAUGGACACCUGGUAAUCUCCCAAUAAACACAUCAUAUUUGUGUCGUGUGUGCACUCAUGGGCCUUUUAGCAGUGACGAUGCUUAUAUAUCAACGGAACAAAUUAGGCUUGCCCGUUCAUGGCUCGAUUUUGGUCCUGUAAAUUGGAAGAUACUGUCUGAAUCGAGAUUGCUGCGGGUAUUGGAUAUAUUAUGGAUAAGCCUCCUUGAAUUCCCCGAAGAAAUACUACAACUAAUCAACUUAAGGUACCUUGCUUUUUCCUCUGCCAAAGGCUUACCUUCUUCAAUAUCCAGACUGUUGAAUCUACAAACCUUAAUUGCUCAAAGAAGUACAAACUCGCGUUGGCCACGUGAUAUCGCGCCUGGAAUAUUAUACAUGACACAACUAAGACACAUCAAGUUCAAGCGAACUCAUGUCCGGUUCUUAGACAAAGAUAACUUGGCCAGCUUUGUUCUCCAAGACAAACUCCAAACGCUGUCUACCAUAGCACUCUCUGAAAUCAAUCAUUGGUUCCUUGACAAGAUCCCAAACUUACAGAAACUGGGAGUUAUUUGUGACGAAAUACAAGAUACUGAAAAAGAUCUAUCCCGUCUUCAUAAACUCCACACACUCAAACUUAGCAGCACCAGAUUUCAGUUCACCUUCAAUGUAAUUUUUCCGCCUUACCUCAAAAAGUUGACUCUGAAACGUUGUACAGUUCUGGAUCAUCAUUUGAAUGCAAUUGGGAAGUUGCUCAAUCUCGAAAUUCUUAAACUACAAGAAUGUAAGUUCAAAAGCUUAAGGUGGGAGCCAAAUGAAGGGGAGUUUUGCCAGCUACAAUUUUUGCGUAUGGACCUUGUGGAUCUGGUAAACUGGGUAGUCGAUGACACCAAUUUCCCAAGACUUGAUCACCUGGUUAUCCGAGGAUGCCGUCAUCUUGAGGAAAUCCCUCUUGCUAUAGGAGAUAUUCCAACACUCAAAGUAAUCGAGGUGGACAAUUCCAGCCCUUCUGUACUGGCUUCUGCAAGAGAAAUACAGCAGGCACAACUCGACAGUGGCAAUGAUCUUGAAGUUCGUUUAGGCACUUCCAUGGAGAUAUAAUCAUGUGUUCCAUCUUGUGGUUUUCUUUUUUUAAUUUCUAGAAUAAAAAUUAUAUUGAAUUUAAGAAAAAAAAAAACCAAAUCAAAUUUGGUUAAAUUAAAUCAAUUACAGAAUAUAUAUACCUUUUAUGUGUUUUGGUUGAUAUGCCUUUU